AUGGUAAACACAGCAAGAGUGGGAACCGGUUUGGUCAGGCGAAUUCUCGUUGACACUGGAGCCGAAGAUUCUGAAAUAAAUGAUGUUCCGAUGAAAGUGGACGACACACAGUACCCAAAAACGUUCUUCUUCGAACAUGAGCUAUUUCCUGGGAAAAAGAUGAACAUGAAGUUCAGCAAAAUCCCGUUUGCUCAACCAUACGGAGUAUAUACAUGGGGCAAAGUAAUUAAAGACCUCGAAAAAGAGUCCUUCACCUUUGAGGAUGCUUGCGUAAGAGAAGCCGGCAAGGGCGAGGACAAGUACUGCGCAAAAUCCUUAUCAACUUUGAUCGGUUUCGCCGUUUCCAAGUUGGGAAAGAACAUUCAACCGUUUUCAAGUUCUUUCUUGGACAAGCAGACUGACUACACCAUAGAGGGAGUGCACAAUCUUGGAGACAAGGCUGUUAUGUGUCACAGGCUCAAUUUUCAAAGCACCGUCUUUUAUUGUCACGAAAUCCAUGGAACCACCGCAUACAUGGUUCCAAUGGUGGCAGCCGACGGCAGGAGAACUCAGGCGUUAGCGGUUUGCCACCACGACACUUCCGGCAUGAAUGCGGAGGUUCUUUAUGAAAUGCUGAAAAUCAAGCCUGGAACAGAGACUGCUUGCCACUUCCUUGGAAACAAGGCAGUUAUGUGGGUUCCCAACAUGGCUGUCAAUAGUGUCUACAAUAAUGCCAAUAUGGCAAGUUAAUUAACUAUGCCUUUCUUGAAGCCUUUUGGGUUUUACUAUAAUUAAAUAAUAAACCCAAGUAAUGUUGAACUCUCUA
Messenger RNA from Arachis duranensis, 805 nucleotides. RefSeq lists its product with no specific name. The record is from RefSeq and is a predicted model, not a curated record. The transcript is spliced from 2 exons. Bases 1 to 729 code for a protein of 242 amino acids. Lineage: Eukaryota; Viridiplantae; Streptophyta; Magnoliopsida; Fabales; Fabaceae.